CAACUUUAUUUAAAAUAACUAUCUCCUGAACAAGUCAAUCAGAUUAGCAUACUACACAAUCAUAUAAUAAAUUCUCUUAACCACCAAUCUCCCAUAAAUCUAGCAGAUGAGGAGCUACCUUAAACAUUGUACUAAGAAACAAUACUCACUCACAGAGCAAGAUGAAAGUUCAAGUCCUUUCCAGAGAGCUCAUAAGACCAUAUACCUCUACUCCACUGAGCCUCCGGGAAUAUAGUCUUUCAUUAGUAGAUGAGCUAUCCCCUGUCAUGUAUGUUCCGAUAAUUUUAUAUUAUGCUCAUGAUCCUGCAACAAGCGGUUCAAGAUGCGAGGACUUGAAAAUGUCUCUGUCUAAGGUCUUGACCAGAUUCUAUCCAUUUGCUGGAAGGUACAUGAAAGAUAGUUUCAUGGUUGAUUGUAGUGACCAGGGUGUCGAAUUUGUGGAAGCUAUCGUCGACGUUAGGCUUGAUGAACUUCUUGGCCAGGGGAAGAAUCUGAAGACUGAGGUGCUUAAUCAUUUGAUUCCUUGUGCUAUUGGUGCAAGCGGUGAAGCAAGUGAUCCUUUGCUUGCUGUGCAAGUUACUUCCUUUGCGUGCGGCGGAUGGGCAAUUGGAUCGAUGACCUCGCACAAAAUUGCUGACAUGGCGACUGCCUGCACGUUAAUUAACGAAUGGGCUAUUGAGGCGAAGCGACUACUAGAGGGCUCUGAUGGGAAUAAGUUACCAGUCAUGUCCCCUGUUUGGGAUUCGGCCUCUUUGUUUCCUGGAAAGAAAGUGUCUGGAAUUACAUUUCAAAUGUCAAGGGAAAAACAAGAUGUCAGCGAUCAUCAGAUUGCUACUAAGGUGUUUUCCUUUGACAACUCCGCGAUCUCAAAAUUUUGUGGAAAAAUCAGAGUGGAGAACUCAAGCGAGAGCCUGCCAACAAGGGUACAGUCCGUGUUUGGAGUGAUAGGGAAAUCGAUUAUUGAUAUAAAUGCAGCUUAUACUAAGGAAUUCCUGGCUAUUGAACCAGUAAACCUGAGGGAAAGAACCGAACCUUCCAUUUCAAAAAAUCAUUGUGGUAAUCUGUACUUAUUAACGACUAAUCAAAUUGUGGCAGGCGAAGCAGGAGUGGAACUUCAUAGUAUUGUAGAUCUGCUUACGCAGACUGUCAAAAGAGGAGUGGAGAAAUGUAAAAUGAUACUAUCACCCGAAGGGCCAAUGAUGAUAAGCGAAGGCUUUCAUGAGGUGACAAGUACACUUGCAAAGCCUAAAAUUGGUGCCCUUUCAUUUUCUGACUGGAGCAAGUUUCCGUUUUAUGAAGCAGAUUUUGGCUUGGGAAAACCUGUGUGGAUCAGUAUUGUCAACCUUCCCGGGCCAAAUUGCGUCUUCCUUUUAGGCGACAAAUUUGGAGAAGGGUAUGAAGCUUGGGUGAAUUUGACCUCAAGUGACAUGCUUAAGUUUGAACAGGAUUCAAGCAUUGUGGAAUAUAGCACUUGAAAGCUUGCAGAUCUAUCAACUGUGGAGUUGUUCCACCAGUGAUCACAAUAUGAAGAUAUGAAGAUUCAGGGACUCUUUCCCUAAGUUGUAUGUCCUCAGUUUGUUACUAAAUGAAAGGUCUUGGAUUUUUACA
Daucus carota subsp. sativus is the source of this 1608-nucleotide messenger RNA. Its product is annotated as pelargonidin 3-O-(6-caffeoylglucoside) 5-O-(6-O-malonylglucoside) 4'''-malonyltransferase. The record is from RefSeq and is a predicted model, not a curated record. NCBI's taxonomy places the organism in Eukaryota, Viridiplantae, Streptophyta, Magnoliopsida, Apiales, Apiaceae. Bases 162 to 1475 code for a protein of 437 amino acids. The transcript has a single exon.